UGGAAAACCCUAAAUUCCCAAUACCACUCUGGAGAAUUAAUGAACCAGAGUUUGUAUUUUUCUCUGUAAUUCUAUAAUUUUUUCUCAAAAAUUUGUGUUAAUUUCGAAGCUUUCUGUGUUCUCUGUAAUGGUGCAGAUUUGAGCUCACAUCACUGCGAUUUUCUCGGUGGCCAAGCUCAAACUGAUCCAAUUUCAUUUCUGGGGUUUCAUCUUUUCACCAUUUCAGACAAAAAAAUUGUGUUUUUAAAGAUUCCUGUAAGACUGUAAAAUUUUCCUGCGCCCAAAUCUGUCUCUUAAAUAAACUUAGCAUUUACCCCCUUUAAAAAAUUCAAUUUUUUGUGUGAUUUUUUUGGUUGACUGGGUGUAGAAGUAUCUGAAUCUUCAAUGGGUAGGGUUUAAGUGAAGUUUUGAGGUUUUGGAGUAUCUUAGUUUUUUCUUUGAUUUGCAUAAAAAUGGAGGGAAGAGAGAAUUUUGGUGUUGUGGUGGGUGAUGAGGCUCCAGAGAGCUUCCAUGUGGCUCCUAGAAUUGAGAACAACUUGGACUUUUCAAGGGCGACCGUGCCGGCGCCGGCGCCACCGACGGAGGGAAAAAAGAAGAGAGGGAGGCCGAGGAAGUAUGGGCCGGAUGGGAAGCCGGCGUUGGGAGCGGUGACGGCGCUUUCGCCGAUGCCGAUUUCGUCGUCGAUUCCGUUGACGGGCGAGUUUUCUGCUUGGAAGAGGGGUAGAGGGAGGCCUGUUGAAUCUAUCAAGAAGUCAUCGUUUAAGUUUGAGGUUGAAAGCCCAGGACCAGGCGAGGGAAUAGCAUACUCAGUUGGUGCCAAUUUCACACCACAUGUGCUCACAGUAAAUGCGGGCGAGGAUGUCACUAUGAAGAUUAUGUCCUUCUCUCAACAAGGAUCACGUGCUAUAUGCAUUCUAUCAGCAACGGGGACAAUUUCAAAUGUUACACUUCGUCAACCGUCUUCUUGUGGUGGUACUUUAACAUAUGAGGGACGGUUUGAGAUUCUUUCCUUGUCUGGUUCCUUUAUGCCAACUGAGAAUGGAGUUACCAGAAGCAGAUCUGGAGGGAUGAGUGUCUCUUUGGCUGGUCCAGAUGGUCGAGUAAUGGGGGGCGGACUUGCUGGUUUGUUGGUAGCUGCUGGUCCAGUGCAGGUUGUGGUGGCCAGUUUUCUUCCUGGUCACCAGUUGGAGCAUAAAACCAAGAAGCAAAGGGUGGGGCAUGUAUCAACUAUUAGCCCUUCACCUGUUAAUCUUAUCACUAGUGAGGAAAUAAUAGUCAGUUUCGGUGGAGUAAAGCCUAUUAUGACACCUGCUGCUUUUCAAGAAGAGAAUAUUGCUUCUUUUAACAAUGGUCAAGACUAUAGAAACUCAUCAGUUGAUGACAAAGAUCCUUUGCCUGAAAAGGAGUCUAACCUAAGCCAAUCAAAUGCUGAGGCUGUAUGCUAAACAAAUUCCCUGUGAAUUGUUUGAUGUUAUGCAGAGUCAACCUCAUUUAGGCUCUCACUCAUGCUUGACUGACAGCUGACAAUUAAUUUACAAAGACAACUCUGAUGGUCAUAUGAGUGUCACACAAUGGUUUUGACUCAACAGUUGCACUCUUUGGUAAUAGGUGUUAGCUGUCAAAUCUGUUUGUUAGGUUUUCCACGUGUCAUUUCUCCAGAUGUAUCUUUAGUAUUGUUUACCCAUUGUUUUAGCAAUUAGAUAUAGGAUAUAUGUUGUGUCAUUUCCCCCCCUUAUUUAUAUUGAUGUUAAAAAUGUGAGUGUAUUAAUGUGAGUGUUUCUGAACUGUAACUCUUAUUAUUUGUUAAAGAAAUUGCAUAUCAGCCUCCUAGGUUUACCUUUUGGUACUAGGAUUCUUUGCUCGAA
Glycine soja is the source of this 1865-nucleotide messenger RNA. Its product is annotated as AT-hook motif nuclear-localized protein 6-like. The transcript has 5 exons. The record is from RefSeq and is a predicted model, not a curated record. Bases 453 to 1445 code for a protein of 330 amino acids. Gene Ontology annotation, molecular function: minor groove of adenine-thymine-rich DNA binding. Lineage: Eukaryota; Viridiplantae; Streptophyta; Magnoliopsida; Fabales; Fabaceae.